This is a messenger RNA of Trypanosoma grayi, 1023 nucleotides long. RefSeq lists its product as hypothetical. NCBI's taxonomy places the organism in Eukaryota, Euglenozoa, Kinetoplastea, Trypanosomatida, Trypanosomatidae. The transcript has a single exon. The coding region runs from base 1 to 1023 and encodes 340 amino acids. The record is from RefSeq and is a predicted model, not a curated record.
AUGGAUACUGCAGCACUUAAAACCGCAACCUUGGACGAAUGUGUUGAUCGCUUCAAUCUGUUCCGUGAUGAGGUUUUUGAAAAGGAAGAGGCGUGGUACUCCAUGAGGGCUGAAGAAAACCAUUUGCUGUUUGGGUGUUUUGAUGACCGAAGGCCCAGAAUGUGCAAAGAAACUGAGGAAAAAAGGUACUUCAAGUGUUUCUAUGACUCGUUUAAGCAUCGAGAAGACCGUUUCUAUAAAAGCCUACUUGUCAAGGUUAUUGAGAAAGAAUCAGCAGAACGUGUCAUUUUGAAUGAACAUGAACACGAGGAGUUCUAUGCCAUUUGUCGGCAUGCGGGUGACAUAUUAGGUGUCCCAGAAUGGAGCCGUUUUCACUGUACUUCGUUACCGGUGCCUGAAGCUGAGGAUCGAGGGCGGAGAAUAAUUAAAGGUGAAUAUUUUGCGAUGUUUCUUGAAGCUGUUUCUAUUCUAGAGGUUCUUCAUCGCCGAACCAUUAUGUUUUCGGAAGAGCCUGUGGCGCGUAAUAUCAUCGCAGGUGCUGAAGUACAUGAUUGGAUUGAAAGCCGGAGGCAGCAAGUGGAGCGUGAACGCCUAGAGGAGUUGGCAGCGGAUGCGAAGGAGCGCCAGCGUCGUCUUGCGUACCACAACUGGAAAAGGCAACAAGCAUAUCAAGUGUUUCUGUUUGAACAGAGUGAACAAGAAGAACGAAUGGAUACGGAAAGGCUUCAGCGUCUUCAUGCUGGUAUUCUUGCCCAAGCUUUUCAUGCGGAGCACAAGGAGGCACGCUACCAACAACUUCGGUAUGAAAUGAGGCAGCGCCAGGUGCCUGUUGAGUGUAGUCGGGAUUUGAUGGCAAAAGAAGCAACUGAAAGAUCAGCCGUUAUGCUUUUGCAGAGAGAUUACUUCCGUACAUUACAGGCAGAAGAGGUGAAGAGUUUUCUUUGGACUAGACGUAAUAUGAUGAUGAAUCAUGUCAUGGACCGCGAACGUGGUGGUGGGGAAUAUGUUUACACUUUUAUGUAA